Manis javanica (Malayan pangolin) is the source of this 1315-nucleotide messenger RNA. NCBI's taxonomy places the organism in Eukaryota, Metazoa, Chordata, Mammalia, Pholidota, Manidae. The record is from RefSeq and is a predicted model, not a curated record.
CUCAUGGACUUCGGCUUCCCCCAGACCACCGACAGCAAGAUCCUGCAGGAGUAUAUCACACAGCAGGGCAACAAGCUGGAGACUGGUAAGUCACGGGUGCCCCCCACCGUCACCAAUGCUGUGUCCUGGCGCUCUGAGGGCAUCAAGUACAAGAAGAACGAGGUCUUCAUCGAUGUCAUAGAGUCUGUCAACCUGCUGGUCAAUGCCAAUGGCAGUGUCCUGCUGAGUGACAUCGUGGGCACCAUCAAGCUCAAGGUGUUUCUGUCGGGAAUGCCAGAGCUGCGGCUUGGCCUUAACGACCGCGUGCUCUUUGAGCUCACUGGCCGGAGCAAGAACAAGUCUGUAGAGUUAGAAGAUGUGAAAUUCCACCAGUGUGUGCGGCUGUCUCGCUUUGACAAUGAUCGCACCAUCUCCUUCAUCCCUCCUGACGGUGACUUUGAGCUCAUGUCCUACCGCCUCAGCACCCAGGUCAAGCCGCUGAUCUGGAUUGAAUCUGUCAUUGAGAAGUUCUCCCACAGCCGCGUGGAGAUCAUGGUCAAGGCCAAGGGGCAGUUUAAGAAGCAGUCAGUGGCCAACGGCGUGGAGAUAUCCGUGCCUGUCCCUAGCGAUGCCGACUCCCCACGCUUCAAGACCAGUGUGGGCAGUGCCAAGUAUGUGCCAGAGAAGAAUGUUGUUAUUUGGAGUAUUAAGUCUUUCCCGGGGGGCAAAGAGUACCUGAUGCGUGCCCACUUUGGCCUCCCCAGUGUGGAGAAGGAGGAGGUGGAAGGGCAGCCGCCCAUCGGGGUCAAGUUUGAGAUCCCUUAUUUCACCGUCUCUGGCAUUCAGGUCCGAUACAUGAAGAUCAUCGAGAAAAGCGGUUACCAGGCCCUGCCCUGGGUUCGUUACAUCACCCAGAGUGGUGAUUAUCAACUUCGAACCAGCUAGAAGGGAGAAGAGAUGGGGGCUUGAAUGUGGGGCCUUCCCUCUCCCCAGGCCUGCAUUGCAGACUUCGGGGGUGGGAGAUGGGAGGUGCAUGUGUGAGGGUAGGCACCUGUCUUAGCAAUUUCCUGCUCCCAGCAUCUGACUGCUCCCCACCUUUCCUCUAUCCAUAGUAUGGGAGGGAUGGUCUCCCUGCCUCCCUCUGGGCUCUCCCAGCUCUAAUUUUAUAUGAAGUAAUAGAGGGGGGGCUUGAAGUCCCCCUCAUGAGUGCCUUUUUGCAGUGACCUGCCUUAGGGGGUGUCGGGGGGCCCCUCCUUCACAGUUGCUGAGCCCAGAGGUCCUGUUGGCCCAUUGGCCCAUUCCUCUGAGUUUUAUGGCAUUAAAAAAGAUGAAUCUA